Lathyrus oleraceus (garden pea) is the source of this 1306-nucleotide messenger RNA. RefSeq names its product superoxide dismutase [Fe] 3, chloroplastic. The transcript has 9 exons. Lineage: Eukaryota; Viridiplantae; Streptophyta; Magnoliopsida; Fabales; Fabaceae. Gene Ontology annotation, cellular component: chloroplast nucleoid. Gene Ontology annotation, biological process: superoxide metabolic process. The coding region runs from base 170 to 958 and encodes 262 amino acids. Gene Ontology annotation, molecular function: metal ion binding; superoxide dismutase activity. The record is from RefSeq and is a predicted model, not a curated record.
UAACGGACUAUUAUUGUUGACCGAACCCGGUUCCCGUCCGGUCUGGUUACAUUAUCUUUUACUGACACGAAAAGCAAAUAGUUUGAGAAGGUUGUGCUGCAACAAAACAUCACCACCAUCUUCCACCUUCACCCGUCUCAACCGCAUCGUUCUCAUCAUCUUAGUUGCAAUGGCUUCCUGUUACUUCAACCCAAUUCCUACUAGCUCUCAUCUCAUUUCAGCAGACUUAUCUACAAAAUUCAAGAUUCCGAAGCUUCUUCACAGGAAAAAGAGGUUUGGUGCCUUGUCCAGAUCUUCAAAAAUUACUGCAUAUUAUGGCUUGAAGACCCCUCCUUAUGAACAUGAUGCAUUAGAGCCAUACAUGAGUAAGAAGACAAUUGACAUACACUGGGGAGAGCAUCAUCGGAAUUUCAUUGAAGGUUUGAACAAACAGCUGGGAAAGGAUGAUAUACUUUAUGGUUACACCUUGGAUGAACUAGUCAAAGUGACAUACAACAAUGGGAAUCCCUCAGCUGAAUUCAACAAUGCAGCUGAGGUUUGGAAUCAUGACUUCUUCUGGGAAUCCAUGCAACCGGGAGGGGGUGAUAUGCCCAUACUAGGUCUCCUUCAACAGAUCGAAAAGGAUUUUGGAUCAUUUACGAAUUUCAAAGAAAAGUUUACAGAAGCUGCACUCACAUUGUUUGGUUCUGGAUGGGUUUGGCUAGUUUUGAAGAGAGAAGAGAAACAACUAGCCAUUGUUAAAACUUCAAACGCCAUUUGCCCAAUUGUGUGGGGUGACAUACCAAUUAUCAAUUUGGAUUUAUGGGAGCAUGCAUACUAUCUGGAUUACAAGAAUGACAGAGCAGAGUAUGUGAAUGUAUUUCUGAACCACCUUGUGUCUUGGAAUGCUGCAACGGAACGCUUGACAUGGGGAGAGGCUUUUGUGAAUUUGGGAGAACCUAAAAUUCCUGUUGCAUGAAAUGCUGAAGGAUUACAGUACUUGGAAUGUUAUGGCAUCUUAAGCGAAGCAGAUAAAGAAUUCAAAGGUUUCACUUAUGGUAGAGUUUGGUCAUAUAGCCAGAAAUGAAAAAGUGGAUAUCUCAUUAUUUAAGUAAAACAUUCAUUAUGCCUCGUGUGCUUCUUUCUGGUUAUCUAUUUUUGCUGUGUUACUGUAGGACUGAGGAAAAUCUGUACUAUGGAGGGAUCUAGUGAACUUAGAGUAGGAGACAAGGAUUUUUCAAUGUAUAAGAGAUAGAAAAAAGUGCAUGAUGUUUGACUUAUUAUAGUCACAUUGUACGAAAGCAUUAGUUGAAUUAUUAGUUAUAUA